This is a messenger RNA of Zerene cesonia (dogface butterfly), 747 nucleotides long. Its product is annotated as 3-oxoacyl-[acyl-carrier-protein] reductase FabG-like. NCBI's taxonomy places the organism in Eukaryota, Metazoa, Arthropoda, Insecta, Lepidoptera, Pieridae. The record is from RefSeq and is a predicted model, not a curated record. Bases 1 to 747 code for a protein of 248 amino acids. The transcript has a single exon.
AUGAGUUUCCUUAACAAAGUUGUUAUUGUCACUGGUGCCAGUUCUGGUAUAGGUGCCGCUACUUCAAUCCUAUUUGCCAAGGAAGGUGCUAAAGUCGCCAUGGUUGGUAGAAAUGAAGAAAAACUGAAGAAAGUUGCACAAAAAUGUCCCACGAAACCUCUGGUGAUAAAAGCCGAUAUAUCCAACGACAACGAAGUAAGAAGUCUGAUAAAGGACACUAUAGAUACGUUUGGAAACCUAGACGUCCUAGUGAACAAUGCUGGGAUAGGUCGAUACGCUAGUAUUCUAGAUGAAAAUCUUAUGAACUGUUACGACGAAAUAAUGCGUACAAAUCUACGCGCACAGGUAUACGCGACGCAUCUUGCGGUACCUUACUUGAUCAAAAGUGGAGGCAAUAUAGUAAACGUAUCAAGUUCGGGUGGCUCUUCUCUACCAGCGAUACCAUGUAUAUUGUCGUACCUAAUUUCAAAGGCUGGCGUCGAUCAUUUUACCCGAGCAGCUGCUUUGGAACUAGCGCCAACUGGUGUACGAGUGAACUCAGUUAGCCCAGGCCCUGUUAGGACUGACAUGAUGGAAAACUCUGGAGUCAAAGCAUCAUGGGAUGACGCCAUACCUUUAACGGUGCUCAAUAAAGUUGCAGAACCGGAAGAAAUAGCUGAACUUAUAAUGUAUCUGGCGAGUGAGAAAGCGAAAAGUAUAACGGGUUCUAAUUACGUUUGUGAUAAUGGAGCGAAACUAAAAUGCUGA